Neocloeon triangulifer is the source of this 1368-nucleotide messenger RNA. Its product is annotated as lipid storage droplets surface-binding protein 2-like. The transcript is spliced from 8 exons. Lineage: Eukaryota; Metazoa; Arthropoda; Insecta; Ephemeroptera; Baetidae. The record is from RefSeq and is a predicted model, not a curated record. Gene Ontology annotation, cellular component: cytosol; lipid droplet. Bases 194 to 1243 code for a protein of 349 amino acids. Gene Ontology annotation, biological process: lipid storage; positive regulation of triglyceride storage.
GACCGAUGAGUAGGUUUUGGAGUGGAAAAUUGGAAUCAUCCAGAAAGGUCCUGUUUUCGUCCCGACCGACACGUAGGCCCUUUAAAUUUUAGAAUCAGUUGAGCUGCUUUUGCCGGACUGCAGAGUCGCUCGAGUUGUCGCUCUAAUUGUCCGAAUUUUAAUUCAGCUUUUCGUUGCAGAAGAAACUUGUUGCAUGUACAGAACGAUGCAGGCAACGCAGGAUAAUAACGAGCAGACUGAAAACCAACAGAUUGUUGGUGAGAAUGAGCAAAAUUUGGGCAGCCUGCACUUGGCGUGCGUGGACAAAGUGUCCAAGUUGCCGGUGGUCGAGGCGCUGACGCAUCAGACCAUCGAGGCGUACGACAAGGUCAAGGGGUCAAGCGGCGUUGCUAACUGGACCCUGUCAACGGCCGAGUCGACCGUGGCCACCGUGGCCAAGUUGGCUGAGCAGGCGGCCAGCAAACUGCCGCAGGGGCCGAUCCAGGCCGUCGACCGCACCAUCUGCUCCGGACUGGCGCUCGUCGAGGACAAGGUGCCCAUCAUCAAGGAACAACCUGGAGAGAUCUACGAGCAAGCCAUGGAAAAAGUGUCCGCCGCGAAGAACUACAGCUGGAACAAGGCGAACGACAUGUUGUCCACCAAGUGGGGCACCAUCGCCCUGAGCGGUUUCGACACCACCACCGGCCUGAUCAACAAGUACCUCGACUACUACAUGCCCCCUGAAGAGGGAGAAGUCGACGCCCCAGUUGAGGACCUGAGCGUGGACAAAGUUGGUCACUCCCUGCAAACUGUGGGUCAGUUGUCCGGAAAGGUUCGCAGCCGAGUGUACAGGGCCGUGGUGCACCAAAUGCAGGGCAUCAAACAGCAGAGCGAGCACUCCAUUGGCCAGAUGAACCAACUGCUCAACUUGAUUCCAAAGAAAGCUGAGGCCGAAGAGGAGGCGCGAAAACUGGCGCACGGAGUUUCAACCUUUCUGGCCAGUGUCCCUGAGAAGGUGGAGCACCUGAUGCCCGCCACCCUGGUUGCCCAGGUCAAGCAGGCCCAGACCUACGCCCAUCAAAUGUACGAGGGACUAAUGAGCUGCACUUUGAGGGAUGUGACUGACUCUGUAAAGGAACAGGCGGGAAAAGUGCAGACUGCCCUGAACGAUCUCAGCACUUUCUCAGGCCAGAUCAUGGAAACGUUUGUGGCGAAAAACAAGGAGAUUACCGAGACUGGCGAAGACGUGCCAAAGGAGAAUUAAAUACUGAAAUUCUGAAGAAAAUAUGUGUUCAAAAACCUCAUUUUAACAUUUUAAAUUCUGCCCGAGAUGUAACCGUAUAAUUUUUAAAGAUUUUCUAAAAUAAACUUUGCAUUCGUUUAAACUCA